AUGUUUAGAAUGAGUGAAGACAGACUUUUUGAACUUGAACAAGCUGGCAAUAGAUCUUCUUUCUCUUCUUCUCUUCUCAUUGAUUAUCAAUAUAUGAGAAAUGUUAUCAAUGCUCGAAUGAUGAAACUCUCAAGAAAACAUGCGGAUCAUUAUGAAAGUGUCAAACUGUGGGUUCAAGAGUUGAACGAAAGUGAAAAUACUACUCUUUUCACAGUUCAUAAGAAUGACCCCUUCCUUGUUUCAUGGGUUUCUAAGUGGCAGAAAGAAUUUCUGGAUAAUUUGGAAGAGUGGUGCAUUGACUCAACAUACAAGACAAGCAAUUCAUUCAAUACUGUAACUGGUAAAGGUCCUGAAGAUUGCUUUCUGUUUACAAUUGUUGUGCAAAACCCUAUUACCAAUAAGGGAUUGUCUGCCUGCUUCUUUAUAACUGAUCAUGAAUAUAUCUCAAUCUUAAGUCAAUGGUUGACAUGGGUAAAGAACACCUUUACAUUAAAGGUGAAAAGAAUAAUGAUUGACUGCAGCCCCAUCAAAAUUAGUGCAAUCAAAAAAGUCUUUGGCAAUAGUAUUAAUAUCCUGUUAAGUCAUUGUCAUAUUAAAAGAGCAUGCGAAGUUAAUGUAAAGCAUGCUGCAAUCUUUCACAUCAAUAAUUUGAUAGAGUCUUAUCACAAUCAGCUGAAGACUUUCUAUCUUGGACGUGCAAGAUCUCUUCGAGUAGAUAGACUUAUUUAUCUUCUGGCCAAAGUCUUGACUCUUGACUACAGACAAGAAAAAGUCAAGACGUUAUAUGAAUUCCAAUCAGUACGUCUUACAUACAAAGAAGAGCAAAAAAGACAAAAUGUUUAUAUGCUAGAUAGAAGUACUGCUAUGAAAAUGGUUGAGAAAUUAAGUGAUACUGCAUUCACUUGCAGAUCAUUCACAGUUAAUCUUAUUUUAUACAAUAUUGAGCUACAGAAUAGAGAACCUGUUGGGAUGUGA
Phycomyces blakesleeanus NRRL 1555(-) is the source of this 975-nucleotide messenger RNA. RefSeq lists its product as hypothetical. The record is from RefSeq and is a predicted model, not a curated record. The transcript is spliced from 4 exons. NCBI's taxonomy places the organism in Eukaryota, Fungi, Mucoromycota, Mucoromycetes, Mucorales, Phycomycetaceae. Bases 1 to 975 code for a protein of 324 amino acids.